Sorghum bicolor (sorghum) is the source of this 1830-nucleotide messenger RNA. RefSeq names its product peroxidase 35. The transcript has 4 exons. The record is from RefSeq and is a predicted model, not a curated record. Gene Ontology annotation, biological process: response to oxidative stress; hydrogen peroxide catabolic process. Lineage: Eukaryota; Viridiplantae; Streptophyta; Magnoliopsida; Poales; Poaceae. The coding region runs from base 472 to 1452 and encodes 326 amino acids. Gene Ontology annotation, molecular function: heme binding; peroxidase activity.
AUCCUCGCCUCGCCAUCCACCCCCCUCCCGCGCACGCAUCUCGGCGCGUCUCCCCAGCCGUCCAUGACGUACGGCGCGCCGCCGCGCCUCCGCCUCCGCCUCCGCGCCGCGCGCAUUAAAACUCUCCUCGCUCAUCACUGACUCCCGUGGAGACUUGGCUUCUACUGCAUCGCAAACGCAAUCGCACGCGGCACUUGCCACCCGAUCAUUACCUCACCACCGGUCGCCACCAGCUGCAGCCACAAGCGCAGCGCUCGACAGCCUCACCAGCUGCCAUCACUCGCGGCAGUACCCGGCCGCCUGCCCCUGGGAGAGUGGGAGUGUGAUAAGCCGCCGCCGCCGCUGGCCUGCUGCCACGGGCGCCCGAGUGCGAGGAGACAUUCACUCAGCAGCAGCAGCAGCAGCAGCAGAGGUGACCGAUCUCUGCGUGCGGGGGGGAGAAGACAGCAGAGGAGGGAGCGCGAGGUCAGGAUGGGCGCCGGGAUCAGGAUCCUGGCGGCGUUCUUGGCGGUGCUCGCGGCCGCGGCCGCCGGCGGUGUGACGGCGCAGCUGCGGCAGGACUACUACGCGGCGGUGUGCCCGGACCUGGAGAGCAUCGUGCGCGACGCGGUGUCCAAGAAGGUGCAGGCGCAGCCCGUCGCCGUCGGCGCCACCAUCCGCCUCUUCUUCCACGAUUGCUUCGUCGAGGGCUGCGACGCGUCUGUGAUCCUGGUGUCGACGGGGAACAACACGGCGGAGAAGGACCACCCGAGCAACCUCUCCCUGGCCGGCGACGGCUUCGACACCGUCAUCCAGGCCAAGGCGGCCGUCGACGCCGUGCCGGCGUGCACCAACCAGGUGUCGUGCGCCGACAUCCUGGCCCUGGCCACCCGGGACGUCAUUGCCCUGGCUGGCGGGCCGUCGUACGCGGUGGAGCUGGGGAGGCUGGACGGGCUGGUGUCCAUGUCCACCAACGUCGACGGCAAGCUGCCGCCGCCGUCGUUCAACCUGGACCAGCUGACGAGCAUGUUCGCCGUCAACAACCUGUCGCAGGCCGACAUGAUUGCUCUAUCCGCGGCGCACACGGUGGGGUUCGGGCACUGCAGCACGUUCGCGGACCGGAUCCAGCCGCAGAAGGAGGACCCGACGAUGAACGCGACGUACGCGGUGGACCUGCAGGCGGCGUGCCCGACGGGUGUGGACCCCAACAUCGCGCUGCAGCUGGACCCCGUCACGCCGCAGGCCUUCGACAACCAGUACUUCGUCAACCUGGUGAACGGCCGCGGGCUCCUCACCUCCGACCAGGUGCUCUACUCCGACGCCCGGUCGCAGCCCACCGUGGUGGCGUGGGCGCAGAACGCCACCGACUUCGAGCUCGCCUUCGUCGACGCCAUCACCAGGCUCGGCCGCGUCGGCGUCAAGACCGACCCGUCGCAGGGGAACAUCCGCCGCGACUGCGCCUUCCUCAACUGAUUCUCGUCUGGGUGGAUCCGCCGCCGACUCUGAAGCUCUAAACCGUGAACAUACGAGGGCUGGUUAUAUCUCAAAAGUGUUCAUAUAGAAGCUAGAGUAAAGUUUUAUUAAUCAUAUCAGCAUCAGGUUAAGUGGUUAAUGCUAAGAAGAUUGCUUGAUUCAGCGAUUGAUAUGUAGUGGCACUUAGCUUGCUUGGUAGGGCAAAUGUACUCCUUUUUCCUUCUUAAUUUGUUCAGUCUCGGAGCAAUAUUUGUUUGAAUGUUUUCUUCUUGUGUGUGUGGGUGGGAUGGGUGUUUUAGCCUGUAAGGGUUGGUUCAUGGAUAACAGUUGACAGGAUGACGAGUGAUCAUUUCUGUAGUUACUUUUUUUUUCCUGAAA